CGGAGUCGAGUUAAAUCGCUCAUACCCGGCGCCCUCUCUUUUCCUUUCUCAAUCUCAUUCUAUUCCUCUCUCUCUCCUCGCGGCGCUGUUCCUCCCAAAGGUGGUGCUCUUCCUCCCAAGGGCUUGGAGGAAGAUUUUCAAAGUUAGUGGAUUGUUGGCUAGUUGUUCAUGCAAGCUAUGGCUGCCAAAUACAUUGGAGCUGCAGUGGCAUCCUUUGCAAUCGUAUAUGUAGUCGAUACAGCUAUUGCUGAGAAGAAGAUAUUUGGAGGCACCACUCCCAAGACUGUUGCUGACAAGGAGUGGUGGAAAGCAACUGAUCAAAAGUUCCAGGCCUGGCCUCGAACCGCUGGACCACCAGUUGUCAUGAACCCCAUCAGCCGUCAGAAUUUCAUUGUCAAGUUCCAUGAAGCUUAGGAUGAUGAGAAGGUACGUUUUGGAGUCUCUUGCUGGAAAGGCAUGCAUUCAAUAAUCUCUGUUCUCUCAUGAGGAAUGGUUUCCUUCGUCAUGAUCUUCUUUGUAGUUUGGAUUUGUUGAAUGAGUUGUCCAACUGAAUAAAAUUUCAUGAAACUUGUUUGGAUGUGAUGAUUCAACGAAAGAUAGAAUUUGUGAUCUUCUGAACUAUUGCUGCAUGUUCAUCUAUGCCCAUCUCUUUAUAAAGCCUGGAUGGAAUUGCAUUGACUGGUGC
Messenger RNA from Phoenix dactylifera (date palm), 685 nucleotides. NCBI's taxonomy places the organism in Eukaryota, Viridiplantae, Streptophyta, Magnoliopsida, Arecales, Arecaceae. The record is from RefSeq and is a predicted model, not a curated record.